Tetranychus urticae (two-spotted spider mite) is the source of this 578-nucleotide messenger RNA. RefSeq names its product large ribosomal subunit protein P2. The record is from RefSeq and is a predicted model, not a curated record. Gene Ontology annotation, cellular component: ribosome; cytosolic large ribosomal subunit. Gene Ontology annotation, biological process: cytoplasmic translational elongation. NCBI's taxonomy places the organism in Eukaryota, Metazoa, Arthropoda, Arachnida, Trombidiformes, Tetranychidae. Gene Ontology annotation, molecular function: structural constituent of ribosome.
GCAAUGACUGAACAGUCCCUACACGUUUAACUUCCUUAGUGCAUGUGAAGAAUCGCGUGGUUAAAAUAUACAUUUAUAAAAACUUUGCCUAUUCUUGCUGUAAUUCAGUUUUAUUCCAAGUCUAAUUUAAUUUUCAAUUUAUUUAUUGUAAAAAUAUAAUUAUAUAAUCUUAUAAAAAUGCGUUACUUGAGUGCUUACCUGUUAUCUACUCUUGGUGGUAAUUCUAGCCCAUCUAUCAAUGAUCUCUCUGGCAUAUUAAGUGCAGUCGGUAUCGAAGUAGAUAAAGAGAGAGCCGAAAAAGUUAUUAAAGAACUUGCUGGCAAAAACCUCCAAGAAUUGAUCGCUGCAGGUUCAGCCAAGCUUGCUUCAGUGCCUUCUGGAGGUGGUGGUGGUGCCGCCGCCGCUGCUAGCUCUGGUGACAGUGGAGCUGCUAAGGGUGGCUCACCAGCUAAAGAAGCUAAAGAAGAGAAGAAAGAAGAGGAAGAAGAAGAAGAUGACGACAUGGGCUUCGGUCUUUUUGAUUAGACGAAUAUUUAAAUUUUUGAUUUAAAAUUGAAAUAAACAAAAUUUUCUCUAUA